Hippopotamus amphibius kiboko is the source of this 294-nucleotide messenger RNA. RefSeq names its product small cysteine and glycine repeat-containing protein 6-like. Lineage: Eukaryota; Metazoa; Chordata; Mammalia; Artiodactyla; Hippopotamidae. Bases 1 to 294 code for a protein of 97 amino acids. The transcript has a single exon. The record is from RefSeq and is a predicted model, not a curated record.
AUGGGCUGCUGUGGUUGUGGAAGUUGUGGCGGCUGCGGUGGCGGCUGUGGUGGUGGCUGCGGUGGUGGCUGCGGCAGCCGCCCAACGUGCAGAUGCUGCCGGGUCGGCUGCUGCACCAGCUGCUGCCCCUGCUGCUACGGCUGCUGUGGGGGCUGCUGCAACGUCCCCGUGGUCUGCUGCUGCCGCCGCACCUGUAGCUGCAACCCGUGUGGCUGCGGCUGUGGGAAGGGCUGUUGCCAGCAGAAGGGCUGUUGCCAGCAGAAGGGCUGCUGCAAGAAGCAAUGCUGCUGCUAG